AUGAGCCCCCCGGCGCCGCAGGGCCGCGGGAUGCGCUUCGCCGAGCGGCAGCUGCUGCGGCACGGCUGGCAGCGAGGGCGCGGGCUGGGCAAGCGCGAGGACGGCAUCGCCGAGGCCAUCCGCGUGCGCGUCAAGUGCGACACGGCCGGGCUCGGCCACGACGCCGCCGAGCCCUUCUCCUUCCACUGGUGGGACCACGUCUUCAACGCGUCGGCCGCCAACAUCGCCGUAGAGGCGGCGCAGGGCGACGUCUCGGUGAGGAGGCUGCAGGAGCGGGACGCGGGGCUCAGCACCCGGCGGCCGCGGCGGGCGGGCGCCGGCGCCGGGCUGCUCUACGGCCGCUUCGUGAAGGUGGCCACGCUCACGGCGCGCGGCGAGGAGGCCGCGCCGGCGCCCGUCGCCCCGCAGCGCAGCGACGAGGACGACGAGGAGGAUGACGAGGACAAGCUGGACCUCUCUUCGGCCAGCAGGCUCACGGACGAGGAGCUGAUCCGAGCGUGCGGGGGCCGCACGGCGCACAAGGGCGCCCGGCACGGCCUGACCAUGAGCGCCAAGCUGGCGCGCCUGGAGCAGCAGGAGCGGGAGUUCCUGGCCGCGCACAGAUGA
Nothoprocta perdicaria is the source of this 606-nucleotide messenger RNA. It is a transcript of the gene GPATCH4, whose product is annotated as G-patch domain containing 4. Gene Ontology annotation, molecular function: nucleic acid binding. The record is from RefSeq and is a predicted model, not a curated record. The transcript has 8 exons. Gene Ontology annotation, cellular component: nucleolus. Lineage: Eukaryota; Metazoa; Chordata; Aves; Tinamiformes; Tinamidae. Bases 1 to 606 code for a protein of 201 amino acids. Gene Ontology annotation, biological process: regulation of ribosome biogenesis.